GAAAAACAGACGAAUGUAUACAUGAACGCUGUUGUCUGCGCACCGACGCGCUGCUCAAAUGUGAGGGCAUCGUCGGUCGUUUGUAUGAAGACCUGGUGCCACCCUGAUUAGACCCUGACUGAACUCUUAGCUUCCACUUCCUAAAAAACAACCAUGACAGCCAUCAAUGCACCUCGGGACAAAUACAAUGCAGUGUGGAUCAUUUUUUUCAUCUUGGGCUUGGGAACCCUCUUACCGUGGAAUUUCUUCAUGACGGCAACAAUGUACUUCACCAGUAGGCUGAAGGACCUGCCCACCUCCAAUCAGACAGGUAACGGGACCACGGAGGAUCGUAAUGUCCUGGAGUCCAAGUUCAACAACGUGAUGACACUCUGCGCCAUGGUGCCUCUGCUCAUUUUCACCUGCCUCAACUCUUUCAUACACCAGAGGAUUCCUCAGAAGCUGCGGAUCAGCGGCAGCCUGACGGUAAUCCUGGUGGUUUUCUUGUUGACUGCCGUGCUCGUCAAGGUGGACAUGGAACCACUACCCUUCUUCACCCUCACCAUGUUCAAAAUUAUCUGCAUCAAUUCAUUCGGGGCGAUUCUUCAGGGAAGUCUGUUCGGGUUGGCGGGGAUCCUGCCUGCCUCCUACACCACUCCCAUCAUGAGUGGACAGGGGCUCGCCGGCACCUUCGCGGCUUUCUCCAUGAUCUGCGCUCUGGCCAGCGGGUCGGCCCUGCAGGACAGUGCUUUUGGUUACUUCAUCACAGCCUGUGUUGUUGUUCUCCUGGCCAUAAUGUCCUACCUCGCUCUGCCUAGGAUGGAGUUUUUCCAGUACUACAUCGACAGUAAUGGGUCCAGACCCUCCGCUGAUGAGGAGAACAAAAUGGACUUGCUCAAAAAAGAAAAUCCAGCAGAGAAGCGGCCGGUGAUGAAUCUGAUGGAGGAAGAACCCAAACCCAGCGUGUCUGUGGUGAACAUCUUCAAACAGAUCUGGGUGAUGGCUCUGUCAGUGUGCUUCAUCUUCACCGUCACCAUUGGAACAUUCCCCGCCGUGACUGUUGAGGUCAAGUCGACUGUAGCAAAUGAAGGGGCCUGGGAUACUUACUUCAUCCCUGUGUCAUGUUUCCUCCUCUUCAACGUGAUGGACUGGGCUGGCAGGAGUCUAACAGCCGUCUGCAUGUGGCCCACUAAGGACAGUAUCUGGCUUCCUGUCCUGGUGCUCCUGCGUGUCAUCUUCAUCCCUCUGUUCAUGCUGUGUAACGUGCAGCCUCGUAACUACCUCCCUGUGCUGUUCCACCACGACGCAUGGUACAUCAUCUUCAUGAUCUUCUUCUCCUUCUCCAACGGAUACCUGGCCAGCCUCUGCAUGUGUUUUGGACCCAAGAAGGUGCCGCCGCAUGAGGCAGAGACGGCGGGGGCCAUCAUGGCGUUCUUCCUGUCCCUCGGCUUGGCUCUGGGCGCUGCAGUCUCAUUUGCUUUCCGGGCCAUGAUCUAAAAUCUCCAGUGGAUCCUCCAGUAGACGUAGAUUAGACCAAUACGCCUCCAUCUCUCCCAGUCACGACCUUCAUGGGAGGACCUCUGAAAAACUGGACUAGCCACCGACUGAGAGGACGAGACAGCAUAGCAGACUAGAGAUCUCAACCUCGGUCUGUCAGUAUUAGCGACUCCUCAUCAAGCACCAUGGCAACAAUAUAAGCUGAAAACAUUUUAAUGAAUACUUUUCCCUCCAAACUCGGCAGCACAAACAUGUGUGUGCCUCUUCUGUUUCGGGGGUGGUCAUUUACACUCUACGCCAUCGGUCAAACCGGUUAUUUCUCUGAGAUAAAUAUAAGAGCAGAGCGUAACUCAUCAAGUGAAUCAAAACCAAAAGUUGUUAAAAAGAAAAUCAGUUGUGGACUCGUCACUUGUCAUGUAGAAAAUGGCAGAAAACCUUUUGUGGUUCUGUGUAAUUUGAAAUUUUCCCAAAUAUCAAAAAACUGCCAAAUCUUGAGUCCAGGCCUUGUUAAAGAAGCGUCCCAGAGCCUCAUUCAUAAAAUGUUUUUUUUUACACUUCUAAAAAACAAUCAAAAAAUGUGUAAUUUCUUUAGUCUUAUAGAGUUCUUUCACUUUAAAUAUCGUUCACUUUCUGUUAAUCACAUUCAUAGAAACCACAUGAAAUUGGUUUGUAUAUAAAGUCUUGACAUUGUUUUUAUAAAUGAGGCUCUCAGAUGCUGCUGUUUGACACGUCCACAUUCACUGUUACAUUUAAAUCAUCAACUUUAUAAACUUUUUUUUUUUUAAAAGAUGAAUGAAAAAUCCUCGACUUGGAUUCACUAGCGUUAUGUCACCGUGAACUGUUGCAGCUUUUUUUAAAACUCUGAUCAAGCCAAAUACACAAAGACAUGGGAAACUGAUGAACUUUGAAGGGAGGUCAUGACUCUGCAAACAGCUACUGUGUAAAAAAAAAAAAAAAAGAAAUCUGCUUUGUUCCUUCACUCUGCUUCCAGCCUCGACUCGGGUCACUUCUGUGGCUUCCUCACAACAAAUCUGUGAUAUCUCGAAGAAUGUAAGCCUAUAAUCCUGAAACCAGGGGUUUAAUCUAUAAAUGUAGGCUUGGAAACCUUCCUGCUCUAACUGUCUUAGAGAGUGAUGUUUGUCCGUCUGGUAGAUUUAGAUAACACACGCCUGGGUCUACAUCCUCAGCCCACAUUUGAGGGCUUUUAUGUUACUGUGUCGUCCUGAUUUUAAAAAAAAAAAAAAAAAAGCAGCUGUCAGCAGUGAGAUUUUUUUUCUUUUUAAAAAAAAUCUCACUCUUCAGCUGUCUUUGAGAUGGUGCCAUUUCUCAUCAGACGUAUUCUCAUGGAAGCUCCGUUUUAUAUCAGAAGUAGUAGUAGUAGUUUUUCCAAACUUAAAUCAGUUUGUUUUUAUGAAUGAGGGUUUUAAAAGGCCACCUGCCUGUCAGUGUUAUAUUUUUGUUUAGUUGGAUAUUUGUGGCCUAUUGGUUUUUUGUUUUGUUUUUGUUUUUAAGCCUGUUUUAGUUCACAAUAUUAUUCAUGUUACCACCUGUAUACAUCCUAACCGCCAGUUUAAAAGCACAACGCGUUGGUCUGUUCUUCCAUACUGUGUGUUGUGGUUGGCAUGGACGACUGAAAUGUUACUUAACCGUGUAUUGCAGCUUGAAACAUUUCUGUGGUAAAAAAAAUGUAUUUUUAAGAAUCUGGCUCCCCCUGUUGGUCAUUUGUGGUAACACACCACUCAACAUUUCAGCACCUGAUGAGGUCGGAUGUGAUCUGGCACUGAAGAAAUAUGUGAUAUGAAACAUCUGGAUAUAAUAGUUUCAUCAGGUGAUACAAACAGCUGCUGGCUUAAUUAUCUGAAAGGUUUAUUACAAACUGUCAGCUGAUCUU
This is a messenger RNA of Scomber japonicus (chub mackerel), 3367 nucleotides long. RefSeq names its product equilibrative nucleoside transporter 1-like. Gene Ontology annotation, biological process: uridine transmembrane transport; nucleoside transmembrane transport. Bases 154 to 1476 code for a protein of 440 amino acids. The record is from RefSeq and is a predicted model, not a curated record. Lineage: Eukaryota; Metazoa; Chordata; Actinopteri; Scombriformes; Scombridae. The transcript is spliced from 13 exons. Gene Ontology annotation, molecular function: nucleoside transmembrane transporter activity. Gene Ontology annotation, cellular component: plasma membrane.